Molecule: messenger RNA, 1443 nt
Organism: Caenorhabditis briggsae
Lineage: Eukaryota; Metazoa; Nematoda; Chromadorea; Rhabditida; Rhabditidae
Gene: Cbr-acc-1
Product: Protein CBR-ACC-1
Exons: 11
Coding region: 1-1443 (480 amino acids)
Biological process (GO): signal transduction; chemical synaptic transmission; regulation of membrane potential
Cellular component (GO): synapse; membrane; neuron projection
Molecular function (GO): transmembrane signaling receptor activity; chloride channel activity; neurotransmitter receptor activity
Source: RefSeq, a predicted model, not a curated record
AUGAGUCAUCCCGGCUGGGUGAUGGUCUCAUUCCUCACCGAACUUCUAUCUCAAUCAUCCAAAGGAAUCGCCCAAUCACUGGAUAAUUGUGCGAAUGACACCGAAAUUAUCAAUGCAUUGCUCAAGGAUAGCUAUAAUAAGCACUACAUCCCAUCUCAUCCCACACACGUCCGCGUCGAUAUGUGGGUCCAGGAAGUGACAUCUGUUUCAGAACUAACACAAGAUUUUGAAAUUGGUAAUGCAUUACUUUUGUUACUUUUCAUACAGUUAUUUCCAGACCUCUACAUCAACGAAUUCUGGGAAGAUCCGGCGCUUGUCUACGAGGAUAUGAAUCCGUGUAAAAGGAAUAUCUCAUUCGACGAUAAGGUUUUGCAGAGGCUUUGGAUUCCGAACACUUGUUUUAUCAACUCGAAAAAUGCAGCGAUUCAUGAGUCACCGUUUCGAAACGUCUUCCUAAUGGUAUUCUCGAAUGGAACCCUUUGGACAAACUAUCGAAUGAAACUGACUGGUCCUUGUGAUAUGAAGUUGAAGAGAUUUCCGUUUGAUAAGCAGAAAUGUUAUCUCACUUUUGAGUCAUUCAACUACAACACUGGAGAAGUUCGAAUGUCGUGGAAUCAACCGUACCCAGUGAUUUUGUUGAAAAGGAUAGAUCUGCCGGAUUUCAAACUAGUCAACUUCAGUGUCAUUGCAGUAGAACAGAUGUACCCAGCUGGUUGGUGGGACGAAUUGACAGUGGCGUUUGUGUUCCAGAGAAGAUAUGGAUGGUAUGUUCUGCAGGGAUACAUCCCAACUAUGGUCACAAUUGUCAUUUCAUGGAUUUCGUUCUAUUUGGGACCGAGAGCAAUCCCAGCACGAACAAUGUUGGGUGUGAACUCUCUUCUUGCGAUGACAUUCCAAUUUGGAAACAUCAUUCGAAACCUGCCACGUGUCUCGUAUGUGAAAGCCAUCGAUGUUUGGAUGCUCUCCGGAAUGCUAUUCAUUUUCUUAUCACUUUUGGAGUUGGCAGUCGUUGGAUUCAUGUCCCGGAAUGAGGGUUUACCUCCAAAAGUCAAAAAACGAAAACGACAAGAAGAAGAUGACGAGGGAUUCUCGUGGAAGAGUAUGCAGACAAGCCCUCAUUUAGAAUUAAGACAGUUUUGGGUGGACAAACGAGUCAAUUCGUUGAGGAAUGAUAGUGGAGUACCUCCAGUGGAAGAUUAUGCACCAAUGGAACUUGAACAGCCGUAUCAGAAUAUUUCAAAACGAAGGGAAAAACAAAAAUGGUUCAGUGGGCUCAGGAAAAAAUGGAGAGCUCUUAAGGAUUUACGUCCUGAAACUGUGGAUUUUUAUAGUGCAAUAUUCUUCCCAACGGCGUAUAUGCUUUUCAACAUUUCAUACUGGAGUUUCUACCUGACAAGUCUUUCCGAGUAUUUCGAUGAGGAUGUGAAUCUGGAACAACCAUAA